Messenger RNA from Sinocyclocheilus rhinocerous, 3422 nucleotides. Its product is annotated as F-box/LRR-repeat protein 16-like. The record is from RefSeq and is a predicted model, not a curated record. Gene Ontology annotation, cellular component: cytoplasm. The coding region runs from base 341 to 1822 and encodes 493 amino acids. NCBI's taxonomy places the organism in Eukaryota, Metazoa, Chordata, Actinopteri, Cypriniformes, Cyprinidae. The transcript has 8 exons. Gene Ontology annotation, molecular function: protein binding.
AAGAGACAGCGAGUGGGAGGCAAGCUUUGUGUGGAGAAACAGAAUGAACGGGCUGUUAUUUUAGGCUAGGGCAUUAAUUCACUUGUUUAAUAUUUCAUUCCAUACACAUGUGAAGUGGUAUUUCACGGGUUUGGUACUGAGAAAGGUUUACAUCUCUAUGGCAGCAUCGACAUAUCAAAUUAUCAUCACCUCCGCAAGGAAAUAACGGGCAGGGCUGCUGCUGCUGCUACUGGUAUAUUUAUUUAUUUUCCCUCAUGCGUCCUGCAACGUUGUGGGAAACGCGAUCGAGUCAGGCAGCGAUAUCUGAUUUAUGAUGGAUUAAUGGUCGUGUGAGCUGCAUAUGAAAGAAAGGCUUCCAAUGCUGAAUAUGUCCACUCCCAGUGACCUCAAGUCUCCCUGCGUGACGCGAAACGGCAUGGUCAAGCUGCCCCCCCAGCCCAAUGGCCUCGGUUCGGCCAGCAUCACUAAAGGUACUCCAGCUGCCAAGAAUCGCCUGUGCCAGUCGUCCUCCGUGCCCACCAUCUUGCCUCCCCCUAGCCUGCCCUAUCACCUGGAGCCCCUGCCCACAGCGGCGUCACUGCUGGGCCCCGACCUGGACACGAGCCCCGUGACUGCCAUCAAACCUCCCCUCUGGCAAUUUCCCAAGUCCCUGCUGGAAAGACAGCUGGUGCUGGAUGAGAAGGUGCUGAACCGGCUCUUAUGGUACUUCACCACGGCAGAAAAGUGCAUUCUAGCCCAGGUGUGCAAGACGUGGCGGAAAGUGCUCUACCAGCCCAAGUUCUGGGAAGGUGUGACGCCCAUUCUACAUGCCAAGGAACGCUACACUAUCCUGCCCAAUGGGGAGAAGGAGUUUGUAAGCCUGCAGGCUUUUGCUCUCAGAGGCUUCCAGUCCUUCUGUCUGGUGGGGGUCUCGGAUUUGGACAUUUGUGAGUUCAUCGACAACUAUCCGCUGUCGAAGAAGGGAGUCAAGUCUGUCAGUCUAAAGAGGUCGACUAUUACGGAUGCGGGACUUGAGGUGAUGCUGGAACAGAUGCAGGGUCUGAUGCACCUUGAACUCUCCGGCUGCAAUGAUUUCACAGAAGCCGGCCUGUGGUCCAGCCUGAAUGCGCGGCUUACCUCUCUCAGCGUCAGCGACUGCAUCAACGUGGCAGACGACGCCAUCGCCGCCAUUUCUCAGCUCCUUCCCAACCUAUCAGAGCUCAGCCUGCAGGCCUAUCACGUGACCGACACGGCCAUGGCCUACUUCACCGCCAAGCAAGGCUACACCACCCACACGCUGCGCCUGAACUCCUGCUGGGAGAUCACCAACCAUGGCGUAGUUAACAUGGUGCACAGCCUGCCAAACCUCACCUCCCUCAGCCUGUCAGGCUGCUCGAAGAUCACCGACGAUGGCGUGGAAUUGGUUGCAGAGAAUCUGAGGAAGCUCCGGAGUCUGGAUCUGUCCUGGUGCCCCCGUAUUACUGACAUGGCCCUUGAGUAUAUCGCCUGUGACCUACACAAGCUGGAGGAGCUGGUUCUGGACCGAUGUGUGCGGAUCACAGAUACAGGCCUGGGUUACUUAUCGACCAUGUCAACUCUGAGAAGUCUCUACCUGCGCUGGUGCUGUCAGGUGCAAGACUUUGGGUUACAGCAUCUAUAUGGAAUGAGGAGUCUCCGUCUUCUCUCUCUAGCAGGGUGCCCUCUGCUGACCACUACUGGCCUAUCAGGCCUGAUCCAACUGCAGGACCUAGAGGAGCUGGAACUGACCAACUGCCCGGGCGCCACAGCCGAACUCUUCAAAUACUACUCCCAGCAUCUGCCGCGCUGCAUGGUCAUCGAGUAGAGCAAAGAGUUUCAUGGGCACCAGCACCCACCACAUCACCAAAACCUCCUCCUACAGACUGAUGAUAAACCCAACUUCAUCCUGGACCCACAGGAAGAAUCAACGAGAGAAAUUGAGUGGAAGUUUUUUUCUGGAGGGGUGAAAAGGGAUCAUUGCCAUGGAAGACAAAAAAGGAAAUCGGAAAGAAAAGGUCGGAACGGGCCUGGACUGACGAGCGAGAGGGAAAAUGUACAAAGCGCAGUGGGUCAGAGGCUAGAUCUUUCAUUAAAUAACAUGACACAUAGGAAUCAGCUCCCACACAUACAUAAAACAUGUUCCUCCACUGAACUGUGAGACUAGCUUCCAUGUCUCAUCCAAAACUGUUUAUCUUGAAGUGACAAAGGUGUGCGCUGCCUGCUUGAGCUGUCUCUCAUAUCCAGGGAAAGGUAGAGAGGAACCGAAACAUUUAAGGGAAAGAACGGGGUUAAGGAGCCACUGCGACAGGGUCUCUUCGCUUUUGUCCAGCGCCAUCCAGGUUUCUCGCUCCCCUCAGUGGUGCUGCCGCUCCAUCUCUGUGUCUUAUCAAGGGAAAAAUCGAGAACUUUAGAGAUGAACAACUACGUAGAUUUUCACAUCAACGCUACUUGCUUUUUGUCAUGCAGUUCUCUUUUUGUCUUUUUUUUUUAAGUAUUAUUUUUGAUGAGAAGGAUUACUGUGAAACUUAUGGUAUGAGUUCGCGGUUUUGGACACUUUGAAUAAGAUGGAAAUUCAGGUACGGUGAAGGUACAGUAUUAAGAGGUACUGUCCUUUGAAAGGAACCAGCAUAAUCAGAAGUCAGGAGGUUAUUUUUCCCAGCAGAUUGCUCUUUUCAGAUUCAGAUUCAGAUAUUUUGAGUUGGGGACUGCUCAUACAUUUUAAUAUAGUUCAAAGGGACUGUGGUUUGUACAAAAGAUAGCUUGACUUUUUCAUCUGCCUGUUUUAUUUGAAUUCCAUUUUGAUGUCAAUUGAUAUUAGUGGCUUUUGUGCAGGUUUCCAUAUUAAUCCUGAUUCAAAUGAAGAUGAGAUCUCUGAGUGAUCCCAUAAUGCAGCUGGGCCACGUGACAUCCUUUCAUAGACUGAAACUGCACGUCAUUGCUUACUUGUCACCAGGCCAAACCAUUACAGCAGCGGACAACUUGGCAGUUCUACCAUAGUUUCUCUUUCAGCCCGAGUGCUUUUAAAUACAUCUGAUGAAUAUGGUUUACAGUGAUUUGCAUCAAAUGCAGAGGCAGGCCAGUGUAAUUAAAGUGAUCACAAGCAUCCCACACAAGCUUAUUACAGUAGUCUCUCUUCAUCUAGCAGUUUUGCUUUCCCAUUAAGCAAUACCCACAUGUCUGCUUUUAGAUUAGCAGGGCCUCUUUUUAUUUUCAGAGGUGCCGGGUUCUUCGCCCUCACAAUUGUGCUCAUCUGUGGUGCCUACCUCAUUUUAUCAUGGGGUAUGUAGAAUACAGGUCCGCAGGGGAAUUUGCAGAAACCAGCCAUUUGUUGUUUUCCAACCCACUCCAUACCCCAUACCGAACCCUGCAUUUGUCCUCUCAGGAGAUUAAAGUGCUGCUCAGAUCAUCUCAGAUGGGUUUGCUGU